Molecule: messenger RNA, 795 nt
Organism: Microthlaspi erraticum
Lineage: Eukaryota; Viridiplantae; Streptophyta; Magnoliopsida; Brassicales; Brassicaceae
Source: the annotation of a GenBank genome assembly
AUGAGCGGUUACGUGAGUAACAAACUUCCCCUCUCCAUUUUCCCUCUGCGCUCUCUAAAACCUGCAAAACUCCAGAUUUUCUCGAGAAUCGUGAAGAAGAAGGAAAAUAUGUUGGCGUUGUUCGAGAAAGGAGUCGCAAAGAAACCGGUCAUGCUUUUCGGGAGUAUCGUGACACCGGCGGUGACAAAUGCCCCGGAGGAGCCGCCGACAAUCGAAUCCGUGGCUGCCAUUGAAGACGUCGCAAGGGGUUUUGAGGUCUACUAUCCGAACUCGCUCUGCAUCAAGAAUCUCCCUUCUUGUGUUAUGUCAUCCAAGCUGGAUCAAAAUAGCUUCAUCACUCCAAGCUCUCUUGUUGUCAAAGAUGAUGUUGUUUGUCUCUUUCACGGCCGAAUUGAGAACAGAGAGCUUUUGCAAAUGACACAUGUAUUGCAUGACGUUAGCAACGACGCAGCAACAGUGAGCACAUUGUACAGCAGGUUUAAAUCACAAGGAGACGAAUGGUACAAUGUUGUCCGGCGUUUCCAGGGAAACUUUAGCUUCGUAAUCUAUGAUGCAUGGACUAAGCAAUUCUUCGUUUCCACGGAUCCUAGAGGCGCUGCAGCUCAAUGCUUUUGGGGAACAGAUUCGCAUGGAAAUUUGGUGUUUUCAACAAACUGGCAAAUUUCCAAAGCUGCAUCCGCCAAGUUUUACGGCAGUGUCACGGGAGGCUGCUUUGUGGCAACCGGAAAAGGAUUGAGAAGACUUGAGAGCCCAAAUACUCAACUAGUGGUGAAAGAAGUGGUGGCUUCAUCUUGA